AUGGGCUGGGUGGACGUGCCACCGCCACCCACGCGGGGUGGCACUCUGCUUGCCCAAGGUGACCUGGACGCCCACGAGCUGUCAUCUGCAGUGGCGACGCUGAGGGGCGUACUGCGGCUCGCGCAGGACAGCACGACGCGCGGCGACGGCCUCACUGCGCGCCUUGCCGCCCUCGGCCUCGGCCCCGAUGCCGUGCGGCAUCAGCAGCCAGAUCAACAGCCACGCAGCAAUGUGCUUGGUGCAGUGCCAACGCCGGGGGUGGCUGCGCCACGGGCCGUUGUCUCGGCACCAUCAGCAGCUCCCAUGGCAGCAGCAGCGGCAGGAGCGGCGGCAGCAGCAGCGGCAGCAGGGGCGGCAGCAGCAGCGCCUGCACCAGUGGCCAGCGCCUCCUCGGCGCCAGAUCCCAUGCCGGCCCCCAAAGCCAUGCUCGUGUCUUCACCGGCGCGUGCGCCAGUGCCAACCCCCGUGCCGCAGUCGGUAACAUCGAUGGCACCUACCACGGCUGCAGCAGCGCACACGCAGCAGGCGCCGUACCAGCCCUCAACGCAGCCCUGGGCUACAGCGGCGCCUCUCCAGCAGCAGCAGCAGCAGCAGCAGCAGCAGCAGCAGCAACAGCAGCAGGCGCGGCAGCCCGCGGCUCCGGCUGCCCCGGCAUGGGUGCAUUGCUCCACCAGCGAUCCGGGCGACCACGGCGGCAACCCCGUCUCUGCGCUGGCAUGGACCCCGCAGCUGCCCGGCCUGCCUGGCGGUGAUGGCCACAUGGGGUGGCUCAUCAGCGCCAGCCGCAACUUGGUCAACCUGUUCGAGUGCAAUGCGGGCGGCGGUUUCAAGGGGGAGCCUUCUCUCAUGCUCAUGCACGCCCAGGAGGUGGACUUUGUGUGCUCGCGCCUGGCUGUGGAGCCCUCCCUGGAGCUCAUGUUUGCGGUCAGCCUCACCACCGACAAGGCAGCCCAGGAGUGCAUCAGCGUGCACACCCUGGACGUGGAGCGCCUGCUCGCGUACCGCUACCGCUUUGCACCGCCGGGGCAGCGGGCGAGCGGCGGUGGCGGGGCGGCGCGGCUGAUCAACCAUGUUGUUAGCCUGCACCCCGUUGGCGGCACGCUGGCACGCUGCUGCGCCGCCUCUUACGGCGGUCGCCUGGUCGUGUUUGAGGCGCCAGCCACCGCGCCGCAGCCGGGCGCAACCAUUACGGCGGCGCGCAGCAGCUGGGACGCGCACCCAGGCGCGGCCAUCACGGCCCUGCACUUGUCGGCCAUCGCGCCAACACUGUACAGCGGCGCGAACAACGGUGCCAUCCACACCUGGGACCUGCGCGCAAAGCCCAGCGCGCCCGCGGCGGUGCUGGCGGGGCACCAGCGCAACGUGACAGGCAUCAGCCUCGUGCACGACUCCCUCCUGGCGUCCUGCGGCAUUGACGGGCAGGUACUGCUGUGGGACCCCCGCUAUGCUGGGUCACCCUUCUCCUCGGUGGUUCCCGACGGCGCCCCUGCGCUGCGUCUGGCCCCAAGCCCCUUUGGUGACUGCCUGGCCGUGUCCACCAACCGCGGGCUGCACUGUGUUGACCUUGUCGAUGGAGAGCACGGCGUCACACCCAUCGCGCCCUUCCCCCUGCAGCGGCCGUACGGGGACAUAUCUUGGAAUGCGGGCACAGGCGAGCUGUACGCCGCGGGCCACGGCGGCUCCAUUGCCGUGUAUGGGCGCCACUAG
Messenger RNA from Monoraphidium neglectum, 1707 nucleotides. RefSeq lists its product as hypothetical. Gene Ontology annotation, biological process: endoplasmic reticulum organization; endoplasmic reticulum to Golgi vesicle-mediated transport; COPII-coated vesicle cargo loading. Gene Ontology annotation, cellular component: COPII vesicle coat; endoplasmic reticulum exit site. Lineage: Eukaryota; Viridiplantae; Chlorophyta; Chlorophyceae; Sphaeropleales; Selenastraceae. The transcript is spliced from 3 exons. The coding region runs from base 1 to 1707 and encodes 568 amino acids. The record is from RefSeq and is a predicted model, not a curated record. Gene Ontology annotation, molecular function: protein binding; structural molecule activity.